AUGACUUCGGUCAAACCAAAGAAGCAGUAUCGCCGGUACACAAACCGCGACCGUAAGUGCCUCUUAGCCCACUUUCAUGCCUUACCACUACAGGACGAAGCUAAGUUCUACGUCGACAUGCAAAUCGCACGCUCCACAUGGCGUGGUUGGCGCAACAAUGAGCAUGCUAUCCUUCGCAGCAAACGGCAUGGUUCCAAGGGCUCUCUGGGAGAUCAGGGACGCAAAAUCAUCAUUCCGUUCAAGGAUGCCCUCCUUGCCUACAUCGACGAGCGCAGAGACGAAGAAAAGUUU
Messenger RNA from Aphanomyces astaci, 291 nucleotides. RefSeq lists its product as hypothetical. The annotation marks the transcript as partial. Lineage: Eukaryota; Oomycota; Saprolegniomycetes; Saprolegniales; Verrucalvaceae. The transcript has a single exon. The record is from RefSeq and is a predicted model, not a curated record.